CCAAUUAGCCCGAGGCAAUCCGAAGCGGCAUUGGUGUCACCACAGUCGGCAUUCUGCGCAUUCACCUCGCGCCGGUCGCAGUGACUGGGUUUCGGUGGUGAUUCACGCCUGAUUACGACCAAGAGGUAGCGUUGGGUGAGAUUUCGGUGAGCAGGAGUGAUACUGAAGAAGAUCUUAGAUCCUUGGCCUUUCCGCCAUCUUCAAAGAAAUCGCCACUCUGCUGAAUAAGUGACCAUUGUCAUUGAUGGCAAUAGAAGACAAAAACAAAGUGCCAUUCUUCUAUUUUCCGGUGAACAUGUCGGGCGAGGCGGAGAUGUCGGUGGCUGGGACGCCCGUGGCGCCGCCCUCCUUGGCUCCUCUCUCACUGCUGCCUCCGGGAGUGGUGGGUCUCAGCAGUCCGCUGGUGGCGCGGGCGCUGCAGGGCGCCGGCGCCCGACGCCCCCGGGGCGCCAAACGCGCCAUCCCGGACGCCCUCAAGGACCAGAAGUACUUCGAGCGCCGCAGAAGAAACAACUUGGCCGCCAAGCGGUCGCGCGACAGUCGGAAGGCGCGUGAAGAUCAGAUCAACUUGCGCGCCUGCUGGCUGGACGGCGAGAACGCGGUGCUGCGCGCGCGGGUGGCCCGUCUGAGGGAGGAGGCGUUCUGCCUCCGCCGCCUGCUGGCAGCACGCCAGGCGGAGCGUCUGCGCCUGCUGAGUGAGGCGGAACGGCCGGUGCCUCCAGGUGCCACCCCGUCCACCUCCGAGUGAAGCCAUUGUAGGUUGUUAGAGUGAGUUAGCAAAAAGUAGGUACCUAAUUUAUAGUUCGGAAGUUCCUGCUGUACAGUCCUCACGACGUUUGUGAAGCUCUGUUGAUGUUCAAUACUCCUCGCCGGUCACAUUAUCUGCGUGUCAGAUAUUCGUUGCAAAGUAUGCUGAUAAAUAAGCCUUUGAACAAAUGUGAAGUCAUCAUUUCUCAGAGCCAGGAGUGAGUAUUACGGAACGAUUCGAAAUGCAAGUGAAUGACAAAUACAUGUGGUCACUCAUGCAUUGUAGUAUUGCCGUUACGUCCCAU
Molecule: messenger RNA, 1052 nt
Organism: Amphibalanus amphitrite
Lineage: Eukaryota; Metazoa; Arthropoda; Thecostraca; Balanomorpha; Balanidae
Product: CCAAT/enhancer-binding protein alpha-like
Exons: 1
Coding region: 245-748 (167 amino acids)
Biological process (GO): regulation of transcription by RNA polymerase II
Cellular component (GO): nucleus
Molecular function (GO): DNA-binding transcription factor activity, RNA polymerase II-specific; RNA polymerase II cis-regulatory region sequence-specific DNA binding
Source: RefSeq, a predicted model, not a curated record